Aphidius gifuensis is the source of this 448-nucleotide messenger RNA. RefSeq names its product NADH dehydrogenase [ubiquinone] 1 beta subcomplex subunit 1 (gene ND-MNLL). The transcript has a single exon. Gene Ontology annotation, cellular component: mitochondrion. NCBI's taxonomy places the organism in Eukaryota, Metazoa, Arthropoda, Insecta, Hymenoptera, Braconidae. The coding region runs from base 194 to 400 and encodes 68 amino acids. The record is from RefSeq and is a predicted model, not a curated record.
UUAAUGGGUGUUGAAAAAACAGCUUGGCAAAAAUUUAAGCCAUACAUAACAUCAAUAUUAUUUCCACUUAUUACUUCUUCAUUGAUCUACGCUGACAUUCGUCACACAAGACUUUGGAAAAAGAGUCUAGCUGAAAAAGAAAAUCAAAAACAAUUUGCAUAAUUAAAAAUAGUUACUAUUAAAGCUAUUAAAAAUGCCAGAACCUAUGUCAUGGUAUUGGAAACAUCCAUUGAGACCAGCGGUAUUUAAAAAUUUUGGAAUUGCAACUCUUACAUUUGCAACAGCUUUUGCACUUGGUCAUUGGUUUGAUCGUAAUGAGGAUGAAAGAAUGACUAAAUUCAGAGAUAAAUCAGCACUAUAUGGAAGAACAUUAGCACCAGGUGAAAAACCAUCUUGGUAAAAUAAUUAUUAAUUAAAAUAAAAAACAAACAAAUUUGUUAAUGUAGAA